CGCACACACACACACACACACAAACACGCACACACCCAGGGACUCUGGCUCUCGCCGACUCAGCUCCGGGCUGCCCGCAUCACGACCAGCCGACAGCCAUGAGCUGCCCACGCCUCUCCUUCCUCCUCCUCCUCCUCCUCCUCCUCCUUCUCCAAGCAGCCCCUUGGGUUUGGGGCGGCACCAACGACGCUGUGGACUGUUGCUUAAGCGUCACCCCGCACCCUGUCCCGCGCCACAUCGUCCGCUCCUACCGCCGCCUCGGCCCGCACGACGGCUGCAACUUGUCCGCCACCGUGUUCACCACCGUGAAAGGCCAGCAGCUCUGUGCCCCCGUCAAUGUCCCCUGGGUGAGGGGUCUGAUCCGAAGGCUGGAGAGGCUGUGUUCCCAGUGGAACAAGGUGCACUGCAACUAGCGGCAAGUCGGCAGAGUCCCCGGAGUCUGGCGGCAACGAUGGAGCUUUGAGGAGAGUGGAUUUGGGGGCGGGGAGCCAUGCUCCU
Tachyglossus aculeatus (Australian echidna) is the source of this 498-nucleotide messenger RNA. It is a transcript of the gene CCL19, whose product is annotated as C-C motif chemokine ligand 19. Gene Ontology annotation, biological process: monocyte chemotaxis; inflammatory response; immune response. Lineage: Eukaryota; Metazoa; Chordata; Mammalia; Monotremata; Tachyglossidae. Gene Ontology annotation, cellular component: extracellular region. The record is from RefSeq and is a predicted model, not a curated record. The coding region runs from base 99 to 413 and encodes 104 amino acids. Gene Ontology annotation, molecular function: chemokine activity; CCR chemokine receptor binding. The transcript has 4 exons.